Messenger RNA from Guillardia theta CCMP2712, 318 nucleotides. RefSeq lists its product as hypothetical. The record is from RefSeq and is a predicted model, not a curated record. Lineage: Eukaryota; Cryptophyceae; Pyrenomonadales; Geminigeraceae. The transcript has 7 exons. The coding region runs from base 1 to 318 and encodes 105 amino acids.
AUGGCUGGCUGCAUAUCGCUGCUCGAGAGUUGGUUUGCCAUAUCCGUCUCGUCCAUCGGGCUCUUCAGAGGGGCGAGUUCCGACGGGACCCAGGACCUUCGACCUCGUUCUAUCGUCUUCGAGGUCACGCUGAGGAUUGUCUUCGGGGUCCUGGUCGUCGCCACCUUUGCCGAGCUCAGGUCGAGGUAUCCGAGGAGCAUCGCGGUCUUUCAGCUCUCCUCCAGCGCAGCUUUAAGUCUGUUCACCAGCUUCAUCAUGAUGACAGGAGAUGUCAUGAACUACAUGCUGCUGUCGUUGUCAACCAGGAUCCUGGCAUGA